AUGGACCAUGAAUUCGAGUUUCUAGUCUUAUUGAGGGUUGAGAUCCUAAAAAAUGGUCUUGGUGCGUCUCCAUUGGCCGAAAUCCACAAUCACAUAUACACUAGACGUGCAUUGGCCGUCUUUAGGCCUGAACUACCAAAAGAAAAAACUCACACAAUGAGCUCCGUUGCCAUGUCGUACACCGGCGGCGAUAUUAGAAGGUCUGGAGAACUCGAUAAAAUGUUUAUCCCUACGGAUGGCUCUAGAUCUAAAAAAUCUGGUCUCAUUAACUGUGCUCCUUCAAGGACAGGGUCUUUUAACGGUUCUGCAUCUCUAUUAGGCUAG
Fraxinus pennsylvanica is the source of this 324-nucleotide messenger RNA. The record is from the annotation of a GenBank genome assembly. Lineage: Eukaryota; Viridiplantae; Streptophyta; Magnoliopsida; Lamiales; Oleaceae.